Molecule: messenger RNA, 1365 nt
Organism: Rhipicephalus microplus (southern cattle tick)
Lineage: Eukaryota; Metazoa; Arthropoda; Arachnida; Ixodida; Ixodidae
Product: tubulin epsilon chain-like
Biological process (GO): microtubule-based process
Cellular component (GO): microtubule
Molecular function (GO): GTP binding
Source: RefSeq, a predicted model, not a curated record
AUGACGCAGUCAAUAGUCGUACAAGUGGGCCAGUGCGGGAAUCAGAUCGGAUGUCGUUUCUGGGACCUAGCGCUCCGCGAACACACGCUGCUCGAAGAUCGAAGUGACACCGACAUGUCAGCAUGGAAUUUUUUUCGCAUGGAAGAGAAUGGCAAAGAUGAGCUGAGAGCCAGGGUGGUGAUGGUAGACACGGAAGAACUUGUGAUUAACUCUAUCCGGCGAACGCCUCUUGGGGGCAUGCUGAGCAAACAUCAGUUUGUGACAGACGUCUCUGGCUCUGGAAACAACUGGGCUGUUGGCUUUCACGAGUAUGGCGCAAAAUAUCGAGGAAAAAUCACAGAAUACCUAAGGAAGGAAGCCGAACAUUGUAGUUCUCUACAGACAUUUUUCCUUCUUCACUCGUUGGGAGGUGGUACUGGUUCUGGCUUGGGAACUGCUGUUCUGGAAAUGCUAAGCGAAGAAUUUCCUAAGGUGCUGAGAUUCUGCGCACCGGUGAUCCCCUCUGCUGUGGACGAUGUUGUGACGUCACCAUAUAACACAGUACUUGCUCUCGAGAAGAUUUCAAGUCUCGCGAAUAUUUCCUGUCCGGCCGAAAAUAUUGCACUGAUUGGUAUCUGUGAUCGUGUUGCCAAGGCUGCAGCGAGCUUUAAGCAGACUAUCGCAAGUAGUGCCAGUGGCAUGCUGGGACAGAAAGUGACACCUUACGAUAAAAUGAAUGACAUUGUGGCGAACGUCUUGAUCCAUAUAACAAGUUCGGCACGCUUUCCGGGCUCCUUCAAUGUGGACAUGAACGACGUUUUCACCAAUCUGGUACCCUAUCCCAAGCUGCAAUUCCUGGUGUCCAGCAUCACACCCCUCCACACACUUUUUGAUUUGAACCUUCCAGCUCGCAGACUGGACCAGAUGUUCACGGAUUCCCUUAGUCCGAACCACCAGCUAGUGGAGUGUGAUAUCAAGAAAGGAACUAUGCUAUCAUGUGCCCUUCUGGCAAGAGGAGACAUCUGCAUGGCUGACAUGCGCAGGAACCUUGACAGAUUGCGAGGAAGCCUCAAAUUUGUCCACUGGAACCAGGAUGGCUGGAGGACAGGCCUGUGCUCAGUAGCGCCAGUGCGCCAACCACAUUCCCUGCUGACUCUUUGCAACACCAGCUCCUUCCAACGUGUUCUGUGCCGACUGAAGUCUGGAUUUCUCAAACUGUACAAUCGCAAGGCGCACAUGCACCACUUUCUCCAAGUGUCUUCCAUGGAGGAAUCUCACUUUCAAGAUGCACUGGCAAGCUUAACCGAGCUUUCAACCUUGUACCAGUCUAUGGAAGGCAGUGACUCCAGCGAGUAUGAUAAUCCCAGGAUUAAAGUUUUGCUGUGA